AUGGAGAGGAGGAGAGCGGCGAGCCCGGUUUACUCGCGUCAGAUCAGCGGGGGAGGGAGUAGCACGGGAUCAUCCUCGCCGGGGAGGUCCCCGGCUAAUCACCGGCCCACGGCAGCGGGAGGAGGGCUGUCCAACGUAAAGAAGACUCAAAAUGUGGCCGCCAAGAGGGCUGCCGCUCGCCUGGCGCAGGUUAUGGCGUCUCAGGCCGGCUCCAAUGAUGAUGACGACGAAGAGGAAGAAGACAAUGCUCCUCCCAUCAGCAUGUCUGCAUUUCGCUUUGGUGCUCCAAGGCAGAGCAAUAAUGGCGCUGGUGGUGGUGCUACUGCAUUAGCGAGGGCAGCCAGAUCUCCAUCACCCGCUGUAAUCAUCGUUACUGGGAAUCAGCUUUUGUUUAUUUCUCCUCAGUUCUAAAGUUAAAUAAUCUGGAUGUUUUUUCCUAAAUAUCCUCUUUCAUGGUUGCAUUGGUUUUCCUGGCGUUUUGAUUCCUUGCAGGGUUAUUUAUUUUGGGAAUACAAUAUAUCUCCUUUUGUUGCGAGUUUUUUUACGAGUUCACCUGUGUUUUUAUUGCAGGUCUUCUUUUACUUGUUCAUUCAACGUCUGGUUUUAUUCUUUAAAAUUUUAUCCAUUUUUCAAAGUCUGGUUUAUUGAAAACCGUGACAACUUGUGUCAAUUGCUUCAAUCAGAUGUUUAAACUGAUUUUAUGAGACCCUAAAGAGCCAGAUGAUCUGGUAAAUAUCGCAUUUGCUACUGUGUCAUCGAAAUAGGUCAGUUACUUGUUCUACAAUUUGCCACAACUGUUUCUGAUGGUUUCAUUUUUUUUACUUGAGAUAUUUUGACUGGUUUUAUUUUACUAAAAGUAUUUUUGACUGUGAUCAAUAUGUAACACGUGCCUGAUAAUUGCAAUUUUUGUAUCUCGACUGUAGUUGUGAGUAUUGUUUAACUCUAUGAGUCAUUAUGUAAUACUCCUUUUUUUAAUAUUUUCCUGGUUUCGUUUUACUAUAAUAUUUAUGACUGAUAAUUAUGAUACUUGAAAAUUGAUAAUGAUGAUUUUCAUCUUCUGGGCAGUUAAUUCACAUUAAUACUCUCUCAAUUUUAAUUAGUUAGGCCGGAACUCUACGGAGCACGCAACAUCUGUUCGCUCAACAUCUACAGGAAGACCGGCAGUUGCUGUUCGUCCAACACAAGUGGUGCCACCAGUUCGGACGCUCAAGGCGCCGUCCCCUAUUCCAGCAGUAGACAUUCCUGUUGAAAGACGUAGAGAUAAUAGGUGUGUUACAUAUCAUGCUGCUGUACAGAUUCUGCAAACAUGAACAGUCGAUUUUUUUUUUAACUUUUGACAUUUAAGUAUGAAUGAAGAUAAAUGAUAGAAACUUUUAAUUUCUUAAUGACAUUUUGUUUCCAAGACUUCUGUCCAAUAAAUUGACAGCGGUGAAUUGUAAUGGCAUAAUACUAUUGAGGAAAGGAAUGAGAAUGGAAAGAAUAUAUGCAGUGGAAGGUACCAAAGGACGGAAUAUUUUUGAUAAAUUGAGUUCUCUCUGUAAUCAUCAAUUCUGGGUCUGGAAAAACUUCUUUGUGAUGAUUUUUCUAAUGUGGUUUCUGACAAGGCUGGCUAUCAGUUCUGCUCCCAGCUUCUGGUCUAAUUCACCAUCCCACCCAACCACCACCAACAGGUAUGACACGAGUUUUAAUGACCAUUUUUCAAACCUGGAAAGUGGAUAGGAUGAUAAUUUGGAAGGGGGGGUGUAUAGCUGGCAUGCAGUGAGGUACAAGAGGAGUGGAAAACCAUUCUAAAUGAGGAAUGAAGAUAUUGUGAACUUGUACUGCACAUACGGAAGUUGGGGACUGAUGGCAUAUGUUGGAACAGUCUGAGUGGGAACUGAUCUGAAAAUUUCUGAAAGCAAUAAAAGUGCCUGGUGAUUGGAGGCUUGGCACCUACCCAGAUGGUGGUUGAUAGGAUUUCCUUGAGGAAGGGAUGAUGGAUCACGGGGUGUCAAAAUCGACCACCCCAUGCAGAAGUUAGAAUGAUUUACAAGGUGAAACUGACGGGCGUAAGGUCAUUGGGCAACAGGAGAUCUUGAAAUUGGGAAACGAUGACUAGGCCUCGAGUACUAAGUGGAUGAAUGUAAUGAUAUGAGAGAACGAGGAGGUGAAUAAAGUAAAAAUGGAGAUAAGGCUGAUCGCAUGAGGGACUGUGAAAUCUAGACGAUGUCGCCAGGAUCCGCAACCCAUCAUGGAAGGAAACGAAAAUGCACAGAGUAGUCAGUCUGAUAGAGGUAGACUAUAAAUAAGUGUCGACAGUUUUAGUAGGCUAAUAGGCAUGCCUCUUAAUUGUCAUGCAUGUAUUCCCUUCAAACUCUAUUUGGAUAUGGGUAUCUGAAAUGAUGUGGACAAGGAGGCACUCCAUGUGUCUUCUCUGAAUUCUGUAACUGUCAAGGUAUAGCUGGGGCCUCUAGACCUCAUUUCCAAAUGGGUUAAAAUAAGAAAUGAAGGAUCCACAUGCUUAGUCUUUGAGAUGGAGUAUCCCACUUGAAAGGAAGUGGCACAUUAUGUUGAAGCCAGUUAGGAUACAGAGGGGGACAGAUGAACGAGCAUUGGCAGACAUUGAGAGGGAUGAGUAUACAUGGCAGAGGCUGAGACCUCAUUGCGACCUGGUCCUAGAAGAUUGGCAUUUAGUUGAAGAAGCCCAUUUUACUCAAGCCACCUGCUAAUUAACAUCUCAUUAUGUUUCUAGAACAUUGAGAGGUUCCAUUUAAUCUCAUUGGAGUUGGGAUAUUUUUGUUUUAGUGGAUUUUAGUAAUCUGUUGAUGUGUCUUUGGUUCCUGCAACUAUCAAAGUAGUUAGUGUUCCACUGGAAGGAGAGAAGUCAAGGCAAAUUUAGGUAGGGAAUCGAUACCAAUAUAUAGUGUGGAAUUAUAAAGAGAAAUCCAGUGAUCAGUUUUGUGGAGUGUGGAAUUAAAUGUUCUUUAAAAACGUGUUUUACCUGAUUGGUAUUGAAAUAGACUCUCUUUGAAGGCUCAUGUCCUCUGAUGGUGCAGUGAGGAUCGUCUCUUGUCAUUCCAUCUCAGUCAGACAGGUGGAUACUCCUACUUCCUGCCGUGUCAUGGACCAUCAGGUGUGAAAAAUACAGAAGAACGUUUCAAGGUAGCUUUAAUCAGAUCCAGGAUAUCGCUAUUAUGUAGCUAUGACCAUUUUUGAAGAUUCGCCUUUUGAGUCAGGAGUUUUUUAUGAUGUUUCGAAAGUUGGCAGAAAGAAGUCACGGCAGUUUAAGCGUUCCAAUUUGUGAAACAGUUAUUUUUUUUCUCUUUCUUAGUGCAGUGUCAGGAGUGGAAGUAGGAUGUUGUUCUUUUUUUUUUUUGCAGUAUGUUUUUUCGAUUGUUCUUUUCUAUAGGAAACCACAUUCUGUGUGUAAUUGAAAGUAUACUUGACCGUGGAAUUGUUCACCGUAAAUGGUCACAGUUCUUUACCAAGUUCAUAUUGGAUCAUUCCCUACACAUUUAGUUCUUCUAAAGGUCCUUUUCUUGACCAUGUACCGGCCUAUCUACUUGCAGACUGUUUGGCAUGCUAAUAUAUUGUAGCUUAUAAAUUUCUGUGGAUGGUUUUAACACUUUUUACAGGUUUUCUGCAGAUGUUAGACCACCGCAAUCAUACUCGAGGGAUGUAGGGCAGCAGCGUGAGGCUUCUGCUCUUCAAGAUGAGGUAUUUGCCAUUGUUUCGUUUUUUCUGAACGUUAUCAUUUCAGUUAUAGUCCAAUGAAAAUCACCAAUCUUCAACAAUGAAAAUUUACCUAAUCAGUGUUGGUUACUUUGAGCCUCAUCAUGUUUUUGUUCCUUUUAUAAAUUAAGGUGAAGAAAGAAGCAGUGACAAUUUAAACAUCUUCUAAAUUUGAGUAGCUUGCUUUCUAGGAUUCUGAUUGAGACAUUUGUUAUGAGUUUGCAGCUUGAUAUGCUACAAGAAGAGAAUGAGAAUAUCCUUGACAAGGUACUUCAUCUGAUAAAAUAAGCCAUUUUUUGUUUCUGUAAAAGCUGUAAAAGUAGUGAUCGGAAUUAAACAUUUAUUUUGAAUUUUCUGUCCAGCUUCGUCGUGCAGAAGAAAGAUAUGAGGAAGCGGAGGCUAGGGUUAGGGAGCUUGAGAAACAGGUCAGUUUAAGUUUGCUGAAUGUUCGUAAUUUAUGAACUAUUUUUUUGAUGACUUUCCUUUUAGGAUAUAAGCAAAUAAUGGGUCUCUCGCUUUAUUUAUUUAUAUAUAUAUUUUAGCCAUUUGCUGUUAAAAGGAUGACCUUAAUAAGUCCGUUCUCUUAUUCUCAAUGCUUUGACUGACUUUAGUUGUUUGGUCUGCUAAAUGAACCAAUUUCAUCCGUCUUCUUGUUAAAUUGACCUCACACUUCUACAGAUCCAUAAAUGUUGGGCUCAUAGGAAUCAGACGUUGUCUUGAAAGGUCGUUAUGCCAGAAAAGUUCAACUUAUCUGAUCAGUUUCAUGCAAGACAUGUGAAGCCCUAAAUCGGUUAAACCAAACCAUCUGCCUCGAUAUUUUUCUUGGCAAAUCUAGCUUGAUUUUUUCUUUAUCUUUCUGUCUUCAUCUUGGUUGCAAUUCGUGUUUCUUUUUUGAAACCUCUAUGUGCAUUUUCUCUUUUUUGAAAUACAAGAGGUAUGAACCCCUCAAUAAAUGAAAUGACGGGUGUCAAAAUGGUACAAUCUGAACUUGUACAACCUUUUCAUUAAUAAACUUAUUAUGGUCAAUGCAUAUAAUAUCUUGGAAUAGCAUGAAACAGAUGUUUUGCUUGCUGCCAGAUGAAUUUUUUGGGCACUUUCAUAGAAGCCAUUAACUACUUUCUACGAACUCAAAACAAUGCACCACCGAUCUUCAAUAGUUUAUUUAUGGUAUCAAUUUACCCCCAGAACAUGCAUGGAAAUAUAUUGGGUGAUGCUCUUAUCAGAUUUGAGAUAAUUUCUUGUUUUAAAUCGAUUUCCAUGUUCUUCGAAAUCUAAUUGGCCAUGAUUCAUAAGCAAUUAUUUUGGUUCCAGAUAUCUACUGAUAUCAUACUUAUCAAUCAUAUCCAGAAUGUGAUACGUCCAUUCUACUGAUUGUAAACUUUUUUUGUGCAACGAAUUCUAGCAUUUAAACCGUAAGUCGGUUAAUUUCAAGGACAAUUUUCUGUAGUAUGUACAUGAUAACAUUACCUAGUAGUCUUCAUUGAUAUGCGUGUGGACAGGAGGGCAGGUAGGAUUUUACCUAGUAGUUUCGUUGACAUGCGUGUUGAACCUAGGACAGGAAGAUGUUAAAUCAUGAUCAACACUGUCAAAUGUUUAUUUUUUUAUAGAUUUAUUUUUCAUGACAAUCCUUUUUAGAUGUCUAUUAAGCUGAUUUUUUGCAGGUUGCUAACCUCGGUGAAGGGGUAUCUCUAGAAGCCCGACUAUUGAGCAGGUAUUUGGAUUCUUUGGGGCAACAUAAUAGCAAUCCCUUUUAUGUGCCAGCCUUUGACGGUAUUAUGUGAUGUUUGCAGGAAAGAAGCAGCAUUACGUCAAAGAGAGGUAAAACUCACACUUGGUGUCUUGAAAAGCUUGGUUAAGGAUUUUAGUCGCUCUAAACUUUGACUGUAACUUCAAGUUGUCAGCGAAAUGUUCAGCAUCCCUCUAGCAUUUCCUAUAUUUGCGGUUGUACUGAGGAAGAAUGAUCAUAUUUUGUCCUUUCUUUCCUAGAAACUGUUUAUCUAGGAAUAUUUUCCCUUCCUAGUAUUAACUGGAGGCAUCUGAUCCCACUUGGGGCUUGUUGAGGGUUUGGAGAGACUGGGUGAUAGGAUGAACAUCUUUGGAGACUUCUGGUUCGUUGACUAUCUCAUAUCUCAUCUCCCUGCAAGAAUCUGCCUCAAUUGGUACGAGCUUGUUCUACAGCCUUACAAUGCAAUCAUCUCCAUGGAUUUCUACAGAUUUUGGUCCAGUGCCCCUCCAAGCACGUAGCCAUUGAUUUUUCCUUCACAGUAUGUAUUUAGGUGAGAGAACAGUACACUGAUUUGUCAGAAAUUUCUUGUUUCUCUUUGGAAACCUAGUUAUGUAUCAUGUGAGUUACCUUUCAGACCUUCUAACCUUCCUAGCUAAAAAUGAGAUCAGAAUCCCUAUGAUCUCCCUCAUUCCCUCUUGUGGUAGCCAGACAAUGUACUUCCCAGGUUUUGUGGUAGUCAGACAACGACCGACUUUCAUUUUCUCUUGAGGGAUGGAAAAGUCCUGUGAGUAAUUCAGGGAGGAUGCCGAGUGAGAACUGCAAAAUUUUCCGGGGAACCUAAAUCUUGAACCCAUUGAAGGUUUGGUGAUCAACAUUGUUCUGAAGCAAGCUUCACUCUUGUUGUUGAAUAACCACCACAGCGAGAUUUUUAAGUAGCGAUAGAGAUAUGCUAAGCUGAAGAAAAGGAUGAAACCAAUUAGAAAAAAAAAAGAAGAAAUGCUUUCUCUUGCGGCGAAUUUCAGUGUCAACCUAAAAAGAAGGGUUUGGGGUGUCUUGUUGAUGUUUUUACUAAUGAUGAAGUCUUCAAGACUAUGCAAAUUUGGAACUUGGGAGUUGUUUGCUUCUUAGUUCUACUUUGGUAUCAAUACGCAUUGAUUGCUCGCAUUUGUGAUAUCUUCUUUUACUUAGCAUGCGGGGCUGCAUUCUUUUUAAUCCAGGCUGCGUUAAAGGCUGCCAAACAAAAUAGCGAUGGAAGAGAUGAAGAAAUAGCAGCUCUUCGACAAAAAAUUGAGGCAAGCAUUUUAUUGACUCUAAAUGUUUACUGAUACAUGAAAUGUCUCUGAUACUUUUCUUUUCUCCUUAUAGUCUGCAAAAGCUGAGGCUGCAACUGCUAUAGAACAAUUCCAGGAUGCAGAAUCUGAGGCAAAGGCUCUUCGAUCCAUGACACACAGAAUGAUAUUAACACAGGAAGAGAAGGUGGGCACCGGAUGAUAUAUGUACUUUGAGCAUUCUAUUGCUUUGUUGGUCUUCCAGUAACCAACUGACGGUUCUAUUUUUUUUAAGGAGGAAGUUGUUCUCAAAAGAUGUUGGCUUGCUCGUUAUUGGGGACUGGCUGUUCAACACGGUAACCUCCUUUUAUGAAGUUGGUAUUUAUGCGUCCACGACACGAUGCACGUUGAACUCCUAUUGAAAAUUGAUGAAAUAGGCUUGUUUAUACUAACGAUCGUGAAUAUGGGCAACCUGGAUUUAGAAAGUUGAAUCACCUGUGAGAUCAAAUAAGUAUUAGCCAUGAAACAGACUUUUGUUUUACAAAUUGCCUGUGCAAUUCUCACACUAUCAAUUUAAAUAAAAAAUUUACGGUGCAGCCUCUGUGUUUUCAGUUUGUCAUAUUACAUCGAUGGUGAUCAUAAUUUCUAUAAGAUAUUUGACUACGUAUUUUUCAUUUUCAUUGGGAUGCAUAGUUGUUUAAUUUCAUUUAUUUUAAAUGUAUCUGUACAUUAUCGUCUCAAAAUGGUCCAGUAAACACUGCUGGAAUAAAUCAUUCUAAUGGUAUAGAAUCGUGCUUGAUUUUCUUAUCUGUUUUGGCUUCAUUUUUCUUGCAGGUAUCUAUCCUGAAAUCGCAGAGUCUAAACAUGAGCACUGGUCAUCAUUAGCUCCUCUUCCGUUUGAAAUAGUUGUUUCUGCCGGACAAAAAGCAAAGGAAGAGUCCUCGAACCAGGGUAGGAUGGCUUAUCUUGAUUGCUUUCCUUUGUUUCAAUGAACCGAUUGUGGGGAAACUGUUAUGAAUUCGGCUUGUGGUCUAUGGACAAACAUUUUGUUAACCUUAUUCACAAUGUCACAUGGAAUUUAUUACUUCUUUGACAUUAGGUGAUGAUGAUCCUGAGAGAAGGAACAAACCUGCACGUGAUUUGAAUGACAUAACAGGAGAAGGGAGUAUAGAGAGUAUGCUCUCAGUUGAGAUGGGUCUAAGGGAGCUGGCCUCUUUGAAGGUUAACUUUUUAUCCGUCUUUUUAAUUCGCUUUGCUCUCGGUUUCCUAUCCACACUGCUUUUUUCAUUAUUCAUUAUCUACUGUUGCCUCCAGAGUUUCUCCGAUAUUUCUAUAUGUUAGCCCAAGCUUUGGUAUCCCCUUGUUAAUUCGGGCUCUCACUGCUCUCAAAAGUCACAAUACCUUUUUGUUGCAACACAAUUUUUUUAUUUUUUUAAAAAAAAUUUAGUUUAUCUUUUUGAUAACUCUGCUCAUACUUUGUUCUUUGAAGGUAGAAGAUGCCGUUGUUCUUGCAUUUGCCCAUCAUCGGCGUCCAAACCUAGUUCGGCAAUCUGCGUCAGGUUCGUUCCCCUUUCCCUUAUCUUGGGCGGUUCUGGUUAAUGGUUUUGGUCGUGAAGUGUACCUCGCCUUCUUCAUCUUUUGUUCUUGAUCGCACACUGCCAAUUUCUUCUGUUCCAUUCAUUCAAUUAGAGUAUCAUCUGUCAGGUUGGGCUGCAUCUCUCGCCUUUGCCUACGAUUCUGAAUGUGUUGUGUGUUCUUACAGAUUUUAAAUCAUCUGGUGAUAUGAAAUUCAUGGAGUCAUUCGGUAACGACUCGGCCUCCCCUUUUUGUUUUCCCCGAUUAAUUGAUUGGUGGGUUUGCUGACUUGGGUUCUUCACACCCACUGUUUAUGUUUCAGAAUUGAACCAAGAGGAAACAGAAGACGUCUUAUUCAAACAGGUUGACCCACCCAGCCACCCUCCUUUUCAUGUUCUUCCUCCGGAUGCGUCUCCUCUUUAUAAACACCAUAAUGACUCGCCUGUCUGCUCUUUCCACGAAGUGGCAUACCCUGAACUUCACCUUAAUUUUUUCCCUGUUUGUUUUUCUUUUAUUUUCAUUUAUUAAUGCAGGAUAUAUUAAUCUCUACUGGCCAUAAUUUAAAUGCCACAUCUCCAGUAAACCCUAUUUUCAUGAUAGAACCUUGUUUUCUUUUCGCCUGGGGACUUGAAUGAGGUCAGAUUAUGUUCUGGCUGUAGACAGACGAGGUCCCUCGUUCAUCCCCCUGUCGACAAGCACCGCCCAUAAACCCUAAUCUCCCUCCUCGGCAGGCUUGGCUCACAUAUUUCUGGAGGAGAGCCAAAUCCCAUGGCGUCGAAGAGGAUAUUGCCGAAGAUCGGCUUCAAUUUUGGGCGGCAAGGAGCAACCAGGCGCCAAACUCUCAUGACGUCGUCGAUGGUAAUAUUUUCCCCCCGUUGAUCAUCUUCUAACCCCAAGAACUCUCCGUAUGAUUCAAAACUGGUCAGUAAUUUAUGGAUCAUCAUACUUACUUACCCCAAGAAAGAGAAAAAGAAAUCUCCCUGCUUUUGGUAAUAUAUUUGACGUAUCGAAUGGAGAGCUGAUGCCCGGUUUGAUCUGCGUCGCUCUCUUGUUGUUCCUCUCUCAGUGGAGCGAGGUUUGAUCGAGCUGAGGAAGCUCGGGAUCGAGCAGCAGCUGUGGGAAGCAUCGCGCAGGGAGAUCGACUCGGCGUCCACUCCAAAGCCUGGCUCAGAGACGCCGUAG
This is a messenger RNA of Spirodela intermedia, 9462 nucleotides long. Lineage: Eukaryota; Viridiplantae; Streptophyta; Magnoliopsida; Alismatales; Araceae. The record is from the annotation of a GenBank genome assembly.